Aspergillus heteromorphus CBS 117.55 is the source of this 471-nucleotide messenger RNA. RefSeq names its product carbohydrate binding domain protein. Lineage: Eukaryota; Fungi; Ascomycota; Eurotiomycetes; Eurotiales; Aspergillaceae. The record is from RefSeq and is a predicted model, not a curated record. The transcript has 2 exons. The coding region runs from base 1 to 471 and encodes 156 amino acids. Gene Ontology annotation, molecular function: hydrolase activity, acting on glycosyl bonds.
AUGUCCCUCUCCCCCUGCAACCUCAUCACCAACCCGUCCUUCGAGACAGGCUUUCUCUCGCCCUGGUUCACCAAAGUCCCCAACGUCGCGACAGUCACGAACGCGACUGCUGCUUUUGAUGGCGAGUACUCGCUCGCCCUAACAACCGCCAUAAACAACGACGCCAACUCCAUCUCACAAUUCCUAACGGGCCUCACCCGACGCGCGACCUACGACUUCAGCGCGCAAGUGCUCAUCCCCUACGGGGCCGACUACUGCUACGUGAGCGCCAUCAUGGGCUUGAACACCACCAUUGCGACCGCGUCCCUCGAGCCCUCGGACGAGUGGACCGCUGUUACCGGGCAGUAUACGGCGCUGACGACGAAGGAUAUGCUUACCAUCAGUGUGGGGUGCAAUUUACCUGAUACUUCGGAUGUGUGGCGGGUUUAUAUCGAUGAGGUGGUGCUUGAAAGGGAGGGUUGUUUGGAGUAG